Messenger RNA from Venustampulla echinocandica, 1545 nucleotides. RefSeq lists its product as uncharacterized. Gene Ontology annotation, molecular function: histone acetyltransferase activity. The transcript has 2 exons. Bases 1 to 1545 code for a protein of 514 amino acids. Gene Ontology annotation, cellular component: SAS acetyltransferase complex. NCBI's taxonomy places the organism in Eukaryota, Fungi, Ascomycota, Leotiomycetes, Helotiales, Pleuroascaceae. The record is from RefSeq and is a predicted model, not a curated record.
AUGGCGUCUAUCUAUUCUCGGUCUUCCAAAAGACCUGAAGGCCUCACGACACGAUCCGGCACCAGAACCAACGUCGCGACUCCCCCACGCAAAGGUAACCACAACACCGCGCACAGCAGACACCCACAAUCCAACAUCGGCCGCAAGAAAAGGCCCCGCGACUCCAUCGAAGAUGGAGAACAUGCCCUGAAGCCGAAGAGGGCCAGAUUCGCGGUGGAGAUCUCGGUGCCUUCGAACCUCCAGCUGCAGCCCCAGCAGCCAGAGACCAGAUCUCUCGUCAUCAGCUCGAACGCGAGUUCGGGGGCCGCUCCUCCUGCUCCGCAGCGGUGCGCAUCACCCAAACACGUCGAGACCGCGACACAAACCACAGCACUUCCACUAUCACCUCCACGAAAGCCCGCGGAUCACCACCAGAAGGUCGCCAAUGGCAUUAAACAUGAGCUCGAUCGGUUGCAACCAAAUGCGGCGGAUCUCAAGGCCGAGAAGCGGAAGUUACGGUCCCAGGAAGGUGCAAGGUUCAAGAGCGAACUGUCUGCAUACUUCCCCGAAUAUGAUGAGGUAAUUGGGAACGAACCCAAGGAGGCCCACAUCUUGAAUCUCGAUACCCCCAUAAUCAUUGUUGAUAGUGCCAAGACAUCGACAAAACCCCCCCCUCCGCCCCAAGAAAUAUCACAUGUCAAGUCGAAUGAUUACCCCCUCAAAGACUUCUCCAACUCACUCUUCACCGACCUACACGACGCGCAGAGAGUGGAUUUCUCACUCCUCGUGAAGAAUUACAAAGACGAGGGUGGUGAAGACCCUCUCUCAGACGAGCAUUUCGAACUCAUACACCGAAAGCCAGAGCGGCAGGAGAAAGCUAUACGUAAUUCGGACAAAGGACGCGCAAAGCAUGAAAAAGUCCAAGUCACACGGUUGCUGGAGGGUCUACAGGGCCAUGAUUGGCUUAAGCUCAUGGGCGUGAGUGGUAUAACGGAUAGCAAGAAGAAGGAAUAUGAGCCCGCUCGGGAGCACUUUAUCAGGGGCUGCGAGGGGAUUCUAGAUAAAUUCCGCACCUGGAGGGAAGAAGAAAAGCGCCGAAAACUGGAAAGGGAGUUGGCUCUGGCUGAGGCGGAGGAAGAGGAAGAAAGGGGGGAAGUGGAGGAGGAAGAAGAGGAGCAAGUGAUGGUGGAUGAAGACGCCCAAAGCGACGGUGAUCCUCCGGACUAUAGUGAUGUGGAUGCUUCUGCGGCCAGGCAGUUGCAUGAAGAAGCUAUAGCCUGUUCAGGCCCUCCCCGACAUACCGAAAGAAAACCAAAAGCGGAUACGGUAGCUCCUGUAGCCAACGAGCCAGAGAAAGAGUUCAAGUCCUUCUUCGCAAAACCCCACCUUCGAGCCUCCGCACUUGGAAAGCACCGGAGGAGUGGAAGGAUCGUGUCAGCCUGGGGCCAUCCCGUCCCUGAGGUCCCAGAGCAGGAUUUCGAUUUACCUGAGGAAUACAGGGACCAGGAGACUCUAAAGACACAUGCUCGGAGGAAGCGGAGGGAUAGGAGGGUUAGUAAACCGUGA